AUGAAGAUCCGGUGUGAUGUGUGCGAGAAAGAAGAGGCCACUGUUUUCUGCUCUGCAGAUGAAGCUGCUCUCUGCGAUGUCUGUGAUCGCCGUGUUCACUACGCAAACAAGCUGGCCGGCAAGCACAAGCGCUUCUGUCUUCUCCACCCCACUUUCAAAGACUCCCCUCUCUGUGAUAUCUGCCAGGAGAGGCGCGGAUUUCUGUUUUGUCAACAAGACAGAGCUAUUCUUUGCAGAGAAUGCGACUUUUCGAUUCACAAAACCAAUGAGCACACACAGAAGCACAACAGGUUUGUUCUUCCAGGCGUUAAGCUCUCAGCUGCUGCUUCUUUAUAUCCAACCUCAUCCUCCUCAUGCUCUGGCUUCUCUCAAGUGGCCAAUACCACUGAUGCAAGAGCCUCCAAGUCUUCUUCAAAGAUACCCAAAACAGUUUCUGAUGAGGCCUUGAAUUGCUCCCCAUCAGUGGAGCAAACGACGUCGUCUUCCUCCUACAAGACAGGAGAGAAUUGUGGCAGUGACAAUGGCUCUGUUUCAACAAGCAGCAUAUCAGAGUAUCUGAUGGAGACGCUGCCUGGGUGGCAUGUAGAAGACUUUUUCGAUUUUUCAUUUGCUCCCGAUGGUUUCUGA
Messenger RNA from Prunus armeniaca (apricot), 627 nucleotides. The record is from the annotation of a GenBank genome assembly. Lineage: Eukaryota; Viridiplantae; Streptophyta; Magnoliopsida; Rosales; Rosaceae.